AUGGGUGGUCGACAAUCGAAAACCGCUGUGGUCGGUGUUCCUCAAACUUCGCUCGUCAAAACCGACGGCAAGGCUGAAAGGCGAAAAAAGUUUCGCUCCUGGCGUUCGGCUGCACCUGCGCUCGAUGGUAAUUCCAUCAAUGAUGCAUGGCGUUUCGCCGGAAACGGCAAGAGAAUCCAUAAUUUGAAAAAUUCAAAAUUGCUCGCUCCGCUGGUCGACGAAGAAGCCGAGAGAUUAAGAAGACAACAUCGAUUAUACAAGAGGAUCUGGCAGAACAACUUUUCGGCCCCCGUGGAAGAAAAAUUAAAAUCCGGUGGCGCCAGGGUUCUUGAUGUCGGGUGUGGUCCGGGAACGUGGACAAUCGAAAUGUCCGAAGCGUACCCCCUCUCCUCAUUCAUCGGAGUAGAUUUUAUGCCGAUAUUUCCACAAGAGAAACCCGAAAAUGCAAAGUUCAUACAGGCCAACAUACUCGACGGUCUUCCGUUUUUGGACGACACAUUUGAUUUCGUUCACAUGAGACUUCUGGUCACCGCUUUCACGACCACGGAAUGGGAGCAAAAAGUCAUUCCGGAAAUAAUAAGAGUCACAAGGCAAGGUGGAUGGGUAGAAUUCAUGGAAAGUGACAUUCAAUAUUGUAACGAAGGUCCGACGACGGCGCGAUUAACCAACUCUCUGAUGACAAUCAUGAAAUCUAAAGGAUUUGUUACACCGAUAAAUUCUUAUGUUCCUCAAUCGAUGGAGGCCAACGAGAAGUUUAUCAAAGGCAUCCAGACCGAGGAAAAGUCAUGUUUCGUCGGCCACUGGGCACGUGAACUUGGUCAAAUGGCCGUAGAUGACAUUACCAAAGGAUGGAGUGCGGUCAAAUCGCCGAUGUCAACAUUGAUGAAAGUGAAAUCUCAUGAAUACGAUGAAACCGUGGCAAUCUUUGCCAAAGAAGUUGAGCAAUAUAGGACAUUUUUCAAAACUUGGCGAUUCUUCGGUCAGAAGGCAGUUACCACUUCCUUGUCGUCGUCCAUAUCCACCCCAUCUAAAUGGAAUGAGCAAGAGCAACAGCAAGAGCAACAACAAUGA
This is a messenger RNA of Acaulospora morrowiae, 1071 nucleotides long. NCBI's taxonomy places the organism in Eukaryota, Fungi, Glomeromycota, Glomeromycetes, Diversisporales, Acaulosporaceae. The record is from the annotation of a GenBank genome assembly.